UUAAAGAUAUACCAAUACCUAGAAUAGUGACGAUCUUAACCGUCAUUUUCUAAACACAGUUUCCUGCAACAAAUAUUAGGCCUAGACAACAUCAACUGAAUUGACUGCUUUAACAGUCGCAAAGGAUAUCUGUUUUAUUUAUUGGUUGCUAAAAAAUUAUGUUCACACGGGAGAAGGGUAAAUGUCCUGAAGGGUUUGCUCCGUCAUUAGUACCAUUGGCACUGUGUUGUGUUUAGGCAGCUCUCUUAGUUAACCUCCGAAUUUCUCCAGCCUCUUAGACCUGGGAUGGAAACUUGGCUAGCUAGGUUAGCUAACGAAACUGUCAAGCGAAGUCAUAUUAAGGAUGACAUUUUAGCGCAGAGUGUUUAUUUUUUUAGAGGACGGACACCGACAGACAACAUGGCAGCUCUGUUGCUGCAUGGAGGCCGCUACUGUAAACGCGUUGGGUCACUGCUGUCCCGCAGCAGUAACUUUAACGUGAGGAACGAGAGGAUGCGUUUCAGUGCCGGCAUGAGAAGAAAGCCGAACUGUGCGUUACAGCGAUCAGUGUCACCGUUUCCAAUCCAGCCCGUCCGUGGACUAUCAUCGGAACUCAUUCAACAAAUCCUAAACAGACCUCUUAGUCCAGAGUUUUCGGGACUGAGCAAGGCAAUCCUGUAGAAACAAUCUGGGUCUUAUCCAAUAGGAUUGUGGAAAUUUCUUGGCAGUAUCAAUUAUUUUAGCAAAUCUUCUCGAAAGCAAAACAAAGCUGGACCAAAAGGCAAAACACCUGAAGAGGAUGAAGAUGAGAAGAAGAGACGUGAACAGGAGAAUCAGAUGUACAAGGAGCGUUUGCGUACUCUCCUCAUCAUCGCGAUCGUCAUGAGCCUCCUAAACUCCCUCAGCACUAGUGGGGGAAACAUAUCCUGGAACGACUUUGUGAACGAGAUGCUGGCCAAAGGGGAGGUGUCACGGGUGCAGGUGGUCCCUGAAAGCGAUAUCGUGGAGAUCUACCUCCACCCUGGGGCGGUGAUCUUUGGCAGGCCGAGGCUUGCCCUAAUAUACCGCAUGCAAGUGGCCAACAUUGACAAAUUUGAGGAGAAGCUUCGCGCUGUGGAGGAGCAGUUGAAUAUCGACUCGAAGGACAGAAUUCCAGUGUCCUACAAGCGCACAGGCUUCUUUGGGAAUGCCCUCUAUGCUCUGGGCAUGGCCGCCAUCGGGGUCGCGAUCCUGUGGUACAUCUUCCGCCUGGCAGGAAUGGGUGGGCGAGAGGGUGGAUUCAGCGCGUUUAAUCAGUUAAAAAUGGCCAAGUUUACCAUCGUUGAUGGGAAGUCUGGCAAAGGUGUGAGCUUCAAAGAUGUGGCAGGGAUGCACGAGGCCAAGGUGGAGGUGAAGGAGUUUGUUGACUACCUAAAGAAUCCAGACAGAUACCUUCAGCUGGGCGCGAAGGUGCCCAAAGGCUCCCUGCUGCUUGGGCCCCCUGGCUGUGGGAAGACGCUGCUGGCCAAGGCAGUAGCCACUGAGGCCCAGGUGCCCUUUCUUGCCAUGGCUGGCUCCGAGUUCGUGGAGGUGAUUGGAGGUCUUGGUGCUGCAAGGGUGAGGAGCCUGUUCAAAGAGGCCCGGGCACGAGCCCCUUGCAUCGUCUACAUCGACGAGAUCGACGCCGUGGGCAAAAAACGCUCCACCAACAUGUCUGGCUUCACCAACACGGAGGAGGAGCAGACCCUCAACCAGCUGCUGGUGGAGAUGGAUGGAAUGGGCACCAGUGAUCAUGUGAUCGUCUUGGCAUCCACCAACCGGGCAGACAUUCUGGACAAUGCACUGAUGAGGCCUGGCAGGCUGGACAGGCACAUAUUUAUAGACCUCCCCACUCUUCAGGAGAGAAAGGAGAUCUUUGAGCAGCACUUGAAGAUCCUGAAGCUUUCCCACCCUGCAGACUACUACUCCCAGCGGCUGGCUGAGCUCACGCCGGGCUUCAGUGGUGCUGACAUUGCAAACAUCUGCAACGAGGCGGCUCUCCACGCGGCCCGGGAGGGCUACAAAUCCAUCGACACCUUCAACUUCGAGUAUGCCGUGGAGAGAGUCAUCGCAGGCAGCGUGAAGAAGAGUAAGAUCCUGUCCAAAGAGGAGCAGAGGGUGGUGGCCUUCCACGAGUCUGGCCACGCCCUCGUCGGCUGGCUGCUGGAGCACACGGAGGCUGUUAUGAAGGUGUCGAUAGCUCCCAGGACCAACGCAGCUCUGGGAUUCGCACAGAUCCUGCCCAAAGACCAGUACUUGUUCACCAAAGAGCAGCUGUUUGAGCGCAUGUGUAUGGCUUUGGGAGGCCGAGUCUCUGAAGCCAUCACUUUCAAUAAGGUCACCACAGGUGCUCAGGACGACCUGCGGAAGGUGACGCGCGUGGCUUAUUCCAUGGUGAAGCAGUAUGGCAUGGUGCCCACUGUGGGCCACGUGUCCUUCCCUGACACCGAGGAGCAGGGGGCCAUCGGACGCAGACCCUUCAGCCAGGGGCUCCAGCAGCAAAUGGAUCAUGAGGCUAAGAUGCUAAUUGCCCGGGCCUACAGGCGCACAGAGAAACUGCUGCUAGACAACAGAGAUAAGCUAGUUUUGCUGGCCAACACCCUGCUGGAGCGGGAGGUUGUGAACUACGAUGACAUUGAGGCACUGCUAGGCCCGCCUCCACACGGGCCCAAAAGGAUGAUCUCUCCCCAGAGCUGGGUUGAAGCCGAGAAGGACCAACAGGACACGGGCGAAGAGGAGCCCCGCAGACCCCCGAGGAAGAGUGAAGAAGAGGAGGAAGUCCUGGGGCCAGUGUAAAUCCCAGUGCAAGCAUAAUAUCAAAUGUAGAUAUUGGUAAAAGGCAUGCUAGGACUUGUGGGUAAUGUGUACUAGUGCAGAAAUGCCGGUGAGCUUCGAGUCAAAAGCACCAGGGGUGCUUAUUGGUUACUUCUCUAAAACUGACAGAACCAAUAGGCUCCUUCUGUUUUAGAAAGUGUGCAAGCACGUUUUAGCCACACUACUGCAGCUCUAAGCCAUAUCGACAAAGUGAUGGACACCUAUCUGCGGAAAAAGUCAUGUUGCAGCGAAGCUCGUGUGAAUCCCAGAAGUGUCCUUCACAAGGGAGCUGCAGUGGUGUAAUUACAGUAAUGGUGGGCUUGACUUUAAAAUGCAACUACUAUGUCUUCAUUUGUGAAGAUCAGAGGCAUGUGCUGUGUUUGUGUCUUAUGAGACUAGUCUUCUGUGACGCAUCUCGUAAGAAAACAUGAGAGGGUUUGAACCGUCUAGAAAUAAGUGAAAUAAGAAAUAAGUGCUCCAGAUAUGAAGCUGUAUGGUGUCUGUUAACAGGUUGAGGUAGCGUGUGCACAGACUGUUAAUAAGUAAUUCUGGAAAUGAUGCUAAAUAAAUUCAUUUUUUGUGUA
This is a messenger RNA of Electrophorus electricus (electric eel), 3395 nucleotides long. The record is from RefSeq and is a predicted model, not a curated record. Lineage: Eukaryota; Metazoa; Chordata; Actinopteri; Gymnotiformes; Gymnotidae.